This is a messenger RNA of Naumovozyma dairenensis CBS 421, 1251 nucleotides long. RefSeq lists its product as uncharacterized. Gene Ontology annotation, biological process: endoplasmic reticulum calcium ion homeostasis. Bases 1 to 1251 code for a protein of 416 amino acids. Lineage: Eukaryota; Fungi; Ascomycota; Saccharomycetes; Saccharomycetales; Saccharomycetaceae. The record is from RefSeq and is a predicted model, not a curated record. Gene Ontology annotation, cellular component: endoplasmic reticulum. The transcript has a single exon. Gene Ontology annotation, molecular function: calcium ion binding.
AUGUCCACUUCACUAUGGGGUACCUUUAUGGGCCAGAUGGCAAGCGUCAACGAAUUGAAUGCCAAAUACAACGCCCUUACUUAUGAAGAACAAAAAGCCAUGACAUUCUUCCAAAGACUAACGGCCUAUAAUUGGACUUUCGAACUAUUUGCUCUAGGUGCUCUAUUCUUAGUCGUUUGUUCCUACCUAAUCGGAUCAUCUCUUAACACUUCUCGUGCCAAGAAUCUUUUCAACCCAUUAGUGCAAUACUUAAAAGAUGAUUUGAACUUCACUCGUGUCGGAUUCACUACUGCUUCCAAGAAGGCUCAAACAUUCGUCUCCCAACAUUCCAAUACUUGGUUCACCACUUUUGCCACCGGUCGUUCCGCAAUCGAAAGCAUUACUGUUAGAGGCCACUUAAUAUCACGUAACAAUCCAACCGCCGUAUUUAUGGAAUUCCUCAUCAAUUUACUUUUCCCCGCCUUAUCCACUGAAACCGCAUCUGAAUAUGCAGAAAUCAUCAUCAAACCAAACGGUGUCCACGUUGCAAAUGAAACAAGUAACGUCAACUCGAACGCUGCUACUUUAGUGGAUACAAAUUUCAAAUUCAUUAGUUCAAUAGUUAAUAAGACAUUCAUGAAUGAAUCUCGUGAUAAGAAUUAUUUCUUAUCAGUGACUCAUAUCGCUGAGAAUGAUUCAUUGGCAAAGGAAUACGUAUACAUGGGUGAAUUUAAUCAAUUGAAUAGAUUCAUGAUGGAAUACUCCAAGGGAAAAGGUGAGAUUUUGAAUAAACUUUUGAAGAAGUCUGUAGGGUUUUUGCAAUUUAUUAGUUUUACAGAUUUGCCCUCAGUUAGACCAAUGGAUGAAGAUGAAUGGGCUAAGAGUUUGGUGCCUCAUGUGGUUAUUCGUACUAAUUUUGUUUCUUCGAAGAAAGAUGUAGAGAUUUUGAAAGAAUUGAUUUCUUGUGUUGUGGAAAUUAUUGAUAAUUACACUAAGGGGUUGGUUACUAAGGGUACUGUUGCCGGCACUGCUGAUGUAAUUGUCACUAAUGAAAUCUUGAAGAAGACGAAGAAUUUACGUGCUCAAGAAUUAGCUAAGAUUGUUAAAGAAAUGAAAAUGAUUGAAAUGGAAGAACAAAAGGAAAAAAGACAAGAAGAAGAAAGAGAAAGAAGACGUCAAUUAAAGAAAUCAGGUGAACAAGAAAAGAUUGAUAAGAAAAUGAAAGAAAAACGUGAAAGACGUCAAAAGAAUAAACAAAGAACAAGAAUGUAA